CAGGAAGGCCCCCGGGAGGCUACAGUAUGCAACCUGGGGCUGAAAGGCAGGCAGGAGGGCUUCGUGGAAGAAGGUGUACUGUGUGGGGUGGCAGGAGUUAGAAAAGGUGACCUGGCCAGGGCAACUGCGCAUGCAAAGGCCUGAGAGAAGAGAGCCUCCAGUUUCCCAGGGCCUCGUGGUUACGUGGAGGAGUUGGAGCUUAUCCUGAGGGCACUGGGGAGCCAUGGGAGGUGUUUGAGCAGGGGAGUAAUGAGAUCUGACUUGUGACAUUUCAAGCUCCCUCUGGCUGUGCAUGAGGGAUGGUGGGAGGCCAGGAAGAGACUGAUCAGAAUGUCCUGACAGAGAGGGGGUCAGGAGCUGGGGGAGGCACGAUUCGCUGGGCAGAGCUUGGAGGGACCAGCUCAGUCUAAUGAGGACCCAGAAGUGAGCACCGAGUGUGGGGAGAGGGAAGGUGUCUGGGGCUUGACUUGGGCCAGCUGAGAAGAGCCAUGUAGGGGAGGCCUGUGUCUGGGGAGCAGGAGGGAGAUGCGUGUUGUUUUCCACUUCAUCUGCUCUUUCUGCCUGGCUGGGUAUGGCAUGGUGACCUCGGGUGGAACGCAGGGCCCCAGUCAGACCCCAGGGUCUCCCUGCAUAUGGCCCCCAACCCCAGGCCUGAUCCCUGGUGGAGACCCCAACAGCCAUGGACAUCAUCGAAUCAGGAUGGGAGGUGACGGCUGUGGUCCUCAGGCCGCCUGAUUUCCAGUCCCCGUGCCCCUCCCACCCUGGCCUUGCCCACUUCUGCCCUGCAGAGGGGCAGCCCGAGGCGAGAGGGGGGCGGGUGUUGGGCCUCCAGCCUGAACUUCCAGCGCCUCCCAGGCAGGGUCUGGGUGCCAGUGAUGUCGUGUUCCCUUCCUUACUGGGUCAGUUUCCCAGGGCCUCGGUCUCUCCCUCUGGGAACAGCUGACUGGUGGUCCCUAAGACUCAGGACAGACCAGGAAUGAGCCACAUGACACGACGCUGCAGGAGCUGAAGAUGACGAGCUCCGUGGCGUCCUACGAGCAGCUGGUGCGGCAGGUGGAGGCCUUGAAGGCCGAGAACAGCCACCUGAGGCAGGAGCUCCGGGAUAACUCCAGCCACCUGUCCAAGCUGCAGACAGAGACGUCGGGCAUGAAGGAGGUGUUGAAGCAUCUGCAGGGGAAGCUGGAGCAGGAGGCCCGAGUGCUGGUGUCCUCGGGACAGACGGAGGUGCUAGAGCAGCUGAAAGCCCUGCAGAUGGACAUCGCCAGCCUGUACAACCUCAAAUUCCAGCCGCCUGCCCUGGGCCCGGAACCUGCUGCCCGGACCCCCGAGGGCAGCCCGGUACAUGGCUCCGGGCCCUCUAAGGACAGCCUUGGGGAGCUGAGCCGGGCCACCAUCCGGCUGCUGGAGGAACUGGACCGGGAACGGUGUUUCCUGCUGAAUGAGAUUGAGAAGGAGGAGAAGGAGAAGCUCUGGUACUACUCUCAGCUGCAGGGCCUGUCCAAGCGCCUGGAAGAGCUGCCGCACGUGGAGACGCAGUUUUCGAUGCAGAUGGACCUGAUACGGCAGCAGCUGGAGUUCGAGGCCCAGCACAUCCGCUCACUGAUGGAGGAGCGCUUUGGCACCUCGGACGAGAUGGUGCAGCGGGCGCAGAUCCGCGCCUCGCGCCUGGAACAGAUUGACAAGGAGUUGCUGGAGGCACAGGACCGAGUGCAGCAGACGGAGCCCCAGGCCUUGCUGGCGGUGAAGUCGAUGCCGGUGGACGAGGACCACGAGACAGAGGUCCCCACACACCCAGAGGAUGGCACCCCUCAGCCAGGCAACAGCAAGGUGGAGGUGGUCUUCUGGCUGUUGUCCAUGUUGGCGACGCGUGACCAGGAGGAUACUGCGCGCACGCUGCUGGCCAUGUCCAGCUCGCCGGAGAGCUGCGUGGCCAUGCGCCGCUCGGGCUGCCUGCCGCUGCUGCUGCAGAUCCUCCACGGCACCGGCACUGAGGCCGGGGGUCGCGCCGGGGCUCCAGGGGCGCCGGGGGCCAAGGACGCGCGCAUGCGUGCCAACGCGGCUCUGCACAACAUCGUCUUCUCGCAGCCGGACCAGGGCCUGGCGCGCAAGGAGAUGCGCGUCCUGCACGUGCUGGAGCAGAUCCGCGCCUACUGCGAGACGUGCUGGGACUGGCUGCAGGCCCGGGAGGGCGGACCCGACGGAGGCGGAGCCAGUGGCGCCCCGGUCCCCAUCGAGCCGCAGAUCUGCCAGGCCACCUGUGCGGUGAUGAAGCUGUCCUUUGAUGAGGAAUACCGCCGUGCCAUGAACGAGUUAGGUGGGCUGCAGGCCGUGGCGGAGCUGCUGCAGGUUGACUACGAGAUGCACAAGAUGACCCGGGACCCGCUGAACCUGGCGCUGCGCCGCUACUCGGGCAUGACCCUCACCAACCUCACCUUCGGGGACGUGGCCAACAAGGCCACCCUGUGUGCACGCCGGGGCUGCAUGGAGGCCAUCGUGGCCCAGCUGGCCUCAGACAGCGAGGAGCUCCACCAGGUGGUGUCCAGCAUCCUCCGCAACCUCUCCUGGCGGGCCGACAUCAACAGCAAGAAGGUGCUGAGGGAGGCGGGCAGUGUGGCCGCCCUGGUGCAGUGCGUCCUGCGGGCCACCAAGGAGUCCACCCUGAAGAGCGUGCUCAGCGCCCUGUGGAACCUGUCUGCGCACAGCACGGAGAACAAGGCGGCCAUCUGCCAGGUGGACGGCGCCCUGGGCUUCCUGGUGAGCACCCUGACCUACAGGUGCCAGAGCAACUCGCUGGCCAUCAUCGAGAGCGGCGGCGGCAUCCUGCGCAACGUGUCCAGCCUGAUCGCCACGCGGGAGGACUACAGGCAGGUGCUCCGGGAUCACAGCUGUCUGCAGACGCUGCUGCAGCACCUGACCUCGCACAGCCUGACCAUCGUGAGCAACGCGUGCGGCACGCUCUGGAACCUGUCAGCCCGCAGCGCGCGCGACCAGGAGCUGCUGUGGGACCUGGGCGCCGUGGGCAUGCUGCGGAACCUGGUACACUCCAAACACAAGAUGAUCGCCAUGGGCAGCGCCGCCGCCCUGCGCAACCUGCUGGCCCACAGGCCCGCCAAGCACCAGGCGGCCGCCACCGCCGUGUCCCCGGGCAGCUGCGUGCCCAGCCUGUACGUGCGCAAGCAGCGGGCGCUGGAGGCCGAGCUGGACGCGCGGCACCUGGCGCAGGCGCUGGAGCACCUGGAGAAGCAGGGCCCACCCGCCGCCGACGCCGCUGCUAAGAAGCCGCUGCCACCCCUGCGACACCUGGACGGCCUGGCUCAAGACUACGCUUCCGACUCAGGGUGCUUUGACGACGACGAUGCGCCGUCAUCCCUAGCCGCGGCUGCGGCCACUGGGGAGCCGGCCAGCCCCGCAGCACUGUCACUGUUCCUGGGCAGCCCCUUCCUGCAAGGGCAGGCGCUGGCCCGCACCCCGCCCACGCGCCGCGGUGGCAUGGAGGCGGAGAAGGAGGCCAAUGGGGAGGCCGCCGUGGCGGCCAAGGCCAAGGCCAAGCUGGCGCUUGCAGUGGCGCGCAUCGACCAGUUGGUGGAGGACAUCUCCGCCCUGCACACCUCCUCCGACGACAGCUUCAGCCUCAGCUCUGGGGACCCCGGGCAGGAGGCGCCACGGGAGGGCCGUGCCCAGUCCUGCUCACCAUGCCGUGGCCCCGAGGGCGGGCGGCGAGACGCAGGCAACCGGGGACACCCACUGCUGCGGCUCAAGGCGGCCCACGCCAGCCUCUCCAAUGACAGCCUCAACAGCGGCAGUGCCAGUGAUGGGUACUGCCCACGCGAGCACAUGCAGCCCUGCCCGCUGGCCGCACUAGCUUCGCGCCGCGAGGACCCCAGGUGUGGGCAGCCUCGGCCCAGCCGGCUUGACCUUGACCUGCCAGGCAGCCAGGGUGAGGCCCCCGCCAGGGAGGCCGCAUCCGCCGACGCCCGUGUGCGCACCAUCAAGCUGUCGCCCACCUACCAGCACGUGCCGCUGCUCGAGGGUGCCACGAGGGCGGGUGCAGAGCCCCUCGCGGGGACUGGGUCCCGAAAGCAGGCCUGGCUGCCGGCAGACCAUCUGAGCAAGGUUCCCGAGAAGCUGGCGGCGGCCCCACUGUCCGCGGCCAGUAAGGCGCUGCAGAAGCUGGUAGCGCAGGAGGCGCCGCUCUCGCUGUCCCGAUGCAGCUCCCUCUCCUCGCUGUCCUCCGCAGGCCGCCCAGGCCCCAGCGAGGGCGGUGACCUGGAUGACAGUGACUCCUCCCUGGAGGGACUGGAGGAGGCAGGCCCUGGCGAGGCUGAGUUGGACAGCGCGUGGACAGCGCCCGGGGCCGCCUCCCUGCCCGUAGCCAUCCCGGCUCCCCGGCGUAGCCGAGGCCGGGGCCUGGGGGUGGAGGACGCCACGCCGUCCAGCUCCUCAGAGAACUACGUGCAGGAGACGCCGCUGGUGCUGAGCCGCUGCAGCUCCGUGAGCUCGCUGGGCAGCUUCGAGAGCCCGUCCAUCGCCAGCUCCAUCCCCAGUGACCCCUGCAGCGGGCAGGGCAGCGGCACCAUCAGCCCUAGCGAGCUGCCCGACAGCCCUGGGCAGACCAUGCCGCCAAGCCGGAGCAAGACGCCGCCGCUGGCGCCCGUGCCAGCAGGUGCCCCCGAGGCCAGCCAGUUCAGCCUGCAGUGGGAGAGCUACGUGAAGCGCUUCCUGGACAUCGCGGACUGCCGUGAGCGCUGCCGGCUCCCAUCGGAGCUGGACGCGGGCAGCGUGCGCUUCACCGCGGAGAAGCCGGAUGAGAACUUCUCGUGCGCCUCCAGCCUCAGCGCGCUGGCCCUGCACGAGCACUACGUCCAGCAGGACGUGGAGCUGCGGCUGCUGCCCUCGGCCUGCCCGGAACGCGGCGGGGGUGCGGGGGCCGCCGGCCUCCACUUCGCAGGGCACCGCCGGCGGGAGGAGGGGCCCGCGCCCACCGGCUCUCGACCCCGUGGGGCCGCGGACCAGGAGCUGGAGCUGCUGCGGGAGUGCCUGGGGGCCGCCGUGCCUGCCCGGCUGCGCAAGGUGGCCUCAGCGCUGGUGCCAGGUCGCCGCGCGCUGCCCGUGCCCGUCUACAUGUUGGUGCCCGCUCCGGCCCCGGCCCGGAACCAGGAGGAGGACUCCUGUACCGACUCCGCGGAGGGCACGCCGGUCAACUUCUCCAGCGCCGCCUCCCUCAGCGACGAAACGCUGCAGGGACCCCCCAGAGACCAGCCUGGGAAACCAGCGGGCAGGCAGAGACCCACCGGCCGCCCCACCUCGGCCAAGCAGUCCGUCGGGCACCGGCGCAAGGCGGGAGGCGCCGGCCGCAGCGCGGAGCAGGCCCAGGGUGCAGGCAAGAACCGAGCGGGGCUGGAGCUGCCCCUGGGCCGGCCCCCGAGCGCCCCCGCAGACAAGGACGUCUCAAAGCCCGGCCGGACCCGCGGGGACGGGGCGCUCCAGUCGCUGUGCCUCACGACACCCACUGAGGAGGCCGUGUACUGCUUUUACGGCAAUGACUCCGACGAGGAGCCCCCUGCGGCCGCACCGACGCCCACCCACCGGCGCACGUCUGCCAUUCCCCGCGCGCUCACGCGGGAGCGCCCGCACGGCCGGAAGGAGGCCCAUGCCCCGUCCAAGGCAGCGCAGUCUGCCCUCCCGCCCGCCCGGGCCCAGCCCAGCCUCAUCGCAGACGAGACCCCGCCCUGCUACUCCCUGAGCUCCUCGGCCAGCUCCCUGAGUGAGCCCGAGCCCCCAGAGACACCGGCACCGCCGUCCGUCCGUCCACGAGGACGGGAGCCUUCGAUCACCAAGGACCCAGGCCCGGGGGGCAGCCUUGACAGCUCGCCCAGCCCUCGGGCCGCGGAGGAGCUGCUGCAGCGCUGCAUCAGCUCGGCCCUGCCCAGACGCCGGCCCCCCGUGUCCGGCCUGCGGCGCCGCAAGCCCCGUGCCACGCGGCUGGAUGAACGGCCGGCAGACGGAUCCCGGGAGCGCGGCGAGGAGGCAGCGGGUUCGGACCGGGCCUCAGACCUGGACAGCGUGGAGUGGCGAGCCAUCCAGGAGGGCGCCAACUCCAUCGUCACGUGGCUGCACCAGGCGGCGGCUGCCACGCGCGAGGCAUCAUCUGAGUCUGACUCCAUCCUGUCCUUCGUAUCUGGGCUGUCGGUGGGCUCCACCCUACAGCCCCCCAAGCACAGGAAGGGACGACAGGCGGGAGGCGAAACCGCCAAUGCCCGGCGGCCAGAGAAACGGGGCACAGCCUCAGCCAAGACCGGAGGGAGCUCCCGUUCCCCUGCGGGCCCUGAGAAGUCACGUGGCACACAGAAGACCACGCCCGGGGUGCCCGCUGUGCUCCGGGGACGAACGGUCAUCUACGUGCCCAGCCCAGCACCCCGGGCCCAGCCCAAAGGGACUCCCGGCCCCCGCACCACACCGCGGAAGGUGGCGCCCCCUUGCCUGGCACAGCCCGCGGCUCCAGCCAAAGUCCCCAGCCCCGGACAGCAGCGGUCAAGGAGCCUACACCGGCCCGGCAAGACCUCGGAGCUGGCGACGCUGAGCCAACCCCCUAGGAGCGCCACACCACCCGCCCGCCUCGCCAAGACCCCCUCCUCCAGCUCCUCUCAGACCUCGCCCGCCUCCCAGCCCCUGCCCAGAAAGCGCCCCCAAGUUACCCAGGCUGCUGGGUCCCUGCCCGGCCCCGGGGCCUCCCCGGUGCCCAAGACGCCGGCGCGCACCCUCUUGGCGAAGCAGCACAAGACACAGAGGUCGCCCGUGCGGAUCCCGUUCAUGCAGAGACCAGCCCGGCGGGGGCCGCCAGCGCUGGCUCGGGCAGUCCCGGAGCCGGGCCCCAGGGGCCGGGCGGGGGCCGAGGUGGGCCCGGGAACGCGCGGGGGCCGCCUGGGCCUCGUGCGCGUGGCCUCGGCCCUCUCCAGCGGCAGCGAGUCCUCCGACCGCUCGGGCUUCCGGCGACAACUGACCUUCAUCAAGGAGUCGCCCGGCUUGCGGCGCCGCCGCUCGGAGCUGUCCUCGGCCGAGUCCGCGGCCUCUGCCCCCCAGGGCGCCUCGCCCCGCCGCGGCCGACCCGCGCUGCCCGCGGUCUUCCUCUGCUCCUCGCGCUGCGAAGAGCUCCGAACGGCGCCCCGGCAGGCCGCGUCCCCGCAGCGGCCCCCCGCGACCCGACCCGGCCCCGGCGAGCGCCCGGCCCGGCGCACCAGCUCCGAGAGCCCGUCCCGCCUGCCCGUGCGCGCGCCCGCCGCCCGGCCCGAGACGGUCAAGCGCUACGCGUCGCUGCCCCACAUCAGCGUGGCCCGCAGGCCGGACAGCGCCGCCCCCCUGGCCCCCGCCCCCACCGACGCCGCGCGCCGCAGCAGCGACGGGGAGCCCCGGCCGCUCCCCAGAGUGGCCGCGCCAGGCACGACGUGGCGGCGCAUCCGAGACGAGGACGUGCCCCACAUCCUUCGCAGCACGCUGCCCGCCACGGCCCUGCCACUGCGAAGCUCCACGCCCGAAGACGCCCCGGCUGCGCCCCCGCUGCGCAAGACCAGCGAUGCAGUCGUCCAGACAGAGGAGGUCGCUGCCCCCAAGACCAACUCCAGCACGUCCCCGAGCCUGGAGAGCAGGGAGCCCCCCGGAGUCCCCGCCGGCGCCCCGCUCUCCCUCCUCGGCAGCGACGUGGACGGGCCCGGCCUCACCAAGGCUCCCAUCUCCGCACCCUUCGUGCACGAGGGCCUGGGGGUUGCCGUAGGGGGCUUCCCCGCCAGUCGGCACGGCUCCCCCAGCCGCUCGGCCCGAGUACCCCCCUUCAAUUAUGUGCCCAGCCCCAUGGUGGCUGCAGCCACCACCGACUCAGCCGCGGAGAAAGCCCCGGCCACCGCCUCGGCCAGUCUCCUGGAAUAGUGGCCUAGGCCGGCCCUCUGGAACGUUCUCUCCCGGCCCUGCGGCCCGGUCUGGCUGCCCCGUGGGCCUGCGCUGUAGAUGCCCCCCCGUAGGUCGCCCCAGGGCCUCUGCCCAGCUGAGCCCCACCACCCUCUGAGCCCCCGCCCAGCGCAAGGGGGCUUCGUGCCUCACCAGAAGACCUUGGCUCUGUGCCGCGGCGUCGAAUCCCGGCCGUGAGGUGCUGGCAAGGGCGCCCUGGCCCAGCUGUGACGCGCGGCCCUUCCCCUGUCGGGAGCCGCUGCCUGACCCCGGGCGAGGAAGGGGACAGCCUCUGUGUCUGGGUCCAGGUCCGCUGCUUCCGAGGGGGCGGCACUGGGGAGAUGGCAGCGCCCGCCGCAGGUAGAGGGCGGCGCUAAGCGGGCCCGCCAGCUGGGGGCCCCGCGGCGCGCAGGGGCGAAGCCUGUAAUUACGGCAGCCGCGGCUAAUGCGCUAAUGAGGGCUUUGCAGGCUUUGUUUUCAUCUUGAGCCCCAGCUGUGGAGUGCGGGGUGGGGUGGCCGAGCCCCGCCCAGAUGGUGUUCAGGGAGCCCGGAGCCAAGCUCCCCUAUGGAGCCGAGAGGGCAGGGUGGGAGGGGCAGCAGCCAACAGAUCCCCAGGCCUGCUGCACCCCUUGGCGGAAGACUGGAAGGCAGGGGGAUGCGCACGAUGGGAGAGGACCCUGGUGCAGACGGCGGGACGGCUGACACUUAGACCCCAGAGAUGCUGGCUGCCAGCUGGGGCGACCCCAGGGGUCGCUGGGGUCAGAUCGUCCCGGCCUAGCCCAGCCCCGGCGGGUGAGACCAAUGGUAAGGAGACUGAGGCCCUGGGUCCUGGGUCCCGCGCUGGACUCUACCCAGCGGAGGCUGCACUUACGGAGAUCACCAUAUGUGGGCGCGGUCAGUGCCCAGGACUGCGCCUUUGCUGACCUCGUCCCUGUUCUGUUCCCUUGUGGUUCAUGAUGCAUAAAUCGUAAGCCCUAGGCCUCGGGACAGCACGGCGGGGGCCCUGGGGACCACCCUCGCCCUGCACUCGGGACUCUGGGACGAGGCGGGAGGUCCGGGGGCCGCAGACGAACACAGGGCUGGGGAGUAUCUGGUGCCAAAUGAGGCGAAAGCUGGCAGAGGGGCCUGCGGGCUCAGGUGCUUCAGCCCCUGGCCGGGAGCCGGGCGUUGUGCAUGGGGCGGGGCUCCGGGACUGGGGCAACGCCUCGUCCUGCAGAGGGAGCCAACGACCUCUCUUCUGCAGAAUCCCAGCCUGGGCAGGCGCUGCCUUCACGCGCGGAUCUGCCCGGGCCGAGGGCACACGCUCACUGCCCCACGGGCCUUCUCCGGGAGGAGGGAAGCAGUUUGAGGGCUGGGUGGAUGGAAACUGCGGCCCGGCCACGGAUAUCACCAUCCCUCCUGACCCGUCCCCAGCAUGCACGGGGCCAGCCUUCUGGCAGGAGCUGUCCUCAACCCAGGACUGCUGAGUGAAGCUGACCCUGGCUUGUACCCCCACUUAAUGCUGCUGCUCCUCUGUCACGCUGCAUCCUCUGCUCUGGGCCCGAGCCCUGCCUGAGUCACCGAGGAGGCACCACCACCAGGGGCUAGAGGUGCCAAACACUCCCUCCUAAAACCCCGCGGCCAGGCGAGGCUGCGCACGUCGGGUGGUUCUGAGUGAAGAGGCCGCAGGUGGCUGAACAGAAAGCGGAGAGAAUGCAGGCGAGUGGGGCGACCUCCCGCCCCCUCUUCAGGACAUGGGCGGUUGGGGGGAUCUCAAACUUGCUGUCCCCACCCACGGCUUGAGGGGGACCCGGGUGUUCUCUUCCGAGCUUUUGGAGUUCAGGAUGUCAAAUGUGCUCACCCUCACCCCAGUGAGCCGCGUCCCACAUGGCCAGGGUGUAGGGAAACCAGACAGCGGCAGGUUGCUGGUGGCAGGGCCAGGCUGUGAGGGACGAGGUGCAGCAGCCUCCCACGCACUGUGAGACCCUGGGUGGUGCUCUCCUGGCUCCGUGCCUGUUUCCCCACGUGGGCCGUGGGGAACUCCUAGAGCUACCUCUUGGGCACGCAUGGUGGCAGCGAUGAUGGGGAGACGCCCGGUGCUCACAGAACUUGAGUCUGGCCGGACCCUGCCCAUGCUGCCUCUUCUCUGACCAGCCCUGGGCACUUACUCCCUCCAAGGCUGAGCCAGAGGACCCGACCCGCCUUGCCCAGCAGCAGGGUGCCCAGCACGGCUGCUGGCCCCGUCUCCCACCGUCACCCCGAGUCCUGAGCUCACUUCUGCCUUCUGCACCCCCUGCCUCUGGGGCCACAGACACACCUCAAGGCCCGGUCUUGGCUGUCUCCAGGAGGACACAGGCAGCCAGCAGUCUCUGGACAAUCAGAUCCAGGUGGGACGCCCACCUCAAGGCUUCCAUCCCACUUCGGCCCCUGCCUGCCACCCGGCUUCCCUGCACCAGGGUGACAAGGGGUCUGCCUGCCCCCUGACUCCGGGGCCAGUCCUAAGAAAUGGAGGGUGUCAGGCUUCGGGGCCAGGAUGCAGGGAGGGCGGAGGCGUCCUGAGGAUGACAGUGACCAGCACUGGCCCCCCCAACACCGCCACAUGUGGGUGCUGAACUUGGGACACCAUGCCCACCGGCAUGGGCCACCCGAGCUCUGACAGCAUUACCUCACCCCGCCCCACCUGUUGCCCCAGCCCAGCCCCCAUGACACGCCUGGUCUGUCUGCGAGUCCUCCAGCUGCUGCCCCUUGUUUCUGUACCGGGUCUCUGCAGUGUUAAACGCACAUGUAAAUAGGGACAGCCUGUCCUCCCCUAAAUGUAAAGCCGCCUGUCCAGUGUAAGGGUGACACCGGCCAGCCGUCUGCACACCUUUAAUAAACUGAGCUGUGCAACUGC
Callithrix jacchus (white-tufted-ear marmoset) is the source of this 10810-nucleotide messenger RNA. It is a transcript of the gene APC2, whose product is annotated as APC regulator of Wnt signaling pathway 2. Gene Ontology annotation, cellular component: beta-catenin destruction complex; cytoplasmic microtubule; catenin complex. Gene Ontology annotation, biological process: negative regulation of canonical Wnt signaling pathway; pattern specification process; Wnt signaling pathway. Gene Ontology annotation, molecular function: beta-catenin binding; microtubule binding; gamma-catenin binding. Lineage: Eukaryota; Metazoa; Chordata; Mammalia; Primates; Cebidae. The record is from RefSeq and is a predicted model, not a curated record.